CGCGCACACACUCGUUCCUGUGUGUCUCUGAUGGCCUUGGCGUCUCUCCGGUGGGGCUGCAGGUUUCUGGUGGUCCUGAUCAUCUUCCAGGGUGUGUGUGUGAUGUUUUACAAACAAAACACACACUCGUUCAGAGAUGUGAUGACAGAAACACUUCAGAAGCUGCGCUGUGCUAAACUCAGACACAAGUUUUCUGUUAUCAAACCUGCCAAAAGUAUAAAGCUCAAGAGUUUCACGCGGGAGCUGUCUAACUUGAUGAGCUGUCCAGACAAAUCCAAUAUAACCGAGCGGGAGCUGAACAGAAUGAGGCUGCGGUUCUGCUGUAACGCCACAGAGUCAUUUGUCCUCACCAAACGCAACACAGCCGUCAAUCAGUCCAUCCCAUAUGAAACCAACAAGCAGCGCACCUUCAAAAUCAAUGCAGACAUUCACAAGAUGCUGCCCAAGGACUCCCCCUGGUCUGCUGGUGCUCUGGGUCUCUGUGCUGUUGUGGGCAGCAGUGGCAUCUUGAAGAACAGCAGCUGUGGAAGCCAGAUCGACAGCGCAGACUUCGUCAUCCGGUUUAAUUUGGCGUUGAUCAAUGACAUCGAUGUCGGACUGAAGACGAAUCUGAUCACCAUCAACCCCAGUCAGAUCCGAUACAGAAACCUGGAGAAGAAACCGGGUCCGCUAGUGAAGCGUGUCAGUGUGUACGGAAACUCCUCCCUCAUUAUUCCUGCAUUUGCAUAUCCAUUCUGCACCUCGCCAUCCCUCCGGGUCCUCCGAGUCCUGCAGCCAAUCAGACCUCAGCAGCCGGUUCUGUUUUUCAGCCCACAUUACUUAAACGCAUUGGACCUCUUCUGGAAGGGGCGUGGCCUCAAGGAGAAGCGCCUCUCUACUGGCUUUAUGCUAAUUAGCGCUGCACUAGAAAUGUGUGAGCACGUGCACGUGUACGGAUUCUGGCCCUUCGACACCGACCUGCAGGAAAAUCCCAUUCCUUACCAUUAUUAUGACCAGAAGAAGGCGAACCGGUUUAUGCACCGCAUGCCAGAGGAGUUUGUGUAUCUCCUGCAGCUCCACAGCCAGGGGGCGCUGACACUGCACCUGCAGCCCUGUGACACACACUGAAACGCUGCAUUUAUGAUGCACAUUACUCAUUUAUUCAUGUGAGAGCACAUUACAGGCUGUUGUUGUUCUUCAGGCGAUGCAAUUAGGAAAACGGCGAAGCUCAGCAGUAUUACUGCAUCAUCUGUACAUCUGUGUGUGUGUGUCCUAAAAAGAUAAUUAUGUCAGCUUUAGCGCACGUAAGGAGAUAGUUCACCCAAAAAUUCUGUCACUUUUAUGAGUUUCUUUUUUCUGUUGAACACAAAAGAAGAUAUUUCGAAGAAAGCUGGAAACCUGUAACCACUUCUUUUUUAAGCUUUCUUCAAAAAAAUCUUAGUUCAACAGAUGAUAGAAACUCCUAAAGGUUUAAAACUGCAUGAGGGAGAGUUAAUUGAGAGUUCAUUUACAUUUUUGGGAGAACUGUCCCUUUAAGAGGAUUGUUUUGUCCUCCAGCCGUGCAGCUCUUACUCUGGUGUUGUUUACUGAGACUUGAAACUGUUGAAUACACUGAGAGAAAUAUUCAAA
Messenger RNA from Danio aesculapii, 1608 nucleotides. RefSeq names its product ST8 alpha-N-acetyl-neuraminide alpha-2,8-sialyltransferase 7.1 (gene st8sia7.1). Lineage: Eukaryota; Metazoa; Chordata; Actinopteri; Cypriniformes; Danionidae. Gene Ontology annotation, molecular function: alpha-N-acetylneuraminate alpha-2,8-sialyltransferase activity. The transcript has 7 exons. The record is from RefSeq and is a predicted model, not a curated record. The coding region runs from base 31 to 1107 and encodes 358 amino acids. Gene Ontology annotation, biological process: oligosaccharide metabolic process; N-glycan processing.